Messenger RNA from Vigna radiata var. radiata (mung bean), 566 nucleotides. RefSeq names its product B3 domain-containing transcription repressor VAL1-like. The record is from RefSeq and is a predicted model, not a curated record. The coding region runs from base 44 to 409 and encodes 121 amino acids. The transcript has 3 exons. NCBI's taxonomy places the organism in Eukaryota, Viridiplantae, Streptophyta, Magnoliopsida, Fabales, Fabaceae.
GUUUUUCUCACAAUUCUCUUUGGGUUUCUAGCUGAGAGCUUCAAUGGGUUCUUCAUCCUCUUAUUCCUCCUUCUCUUCUUCUUCUGCUUUGUCCUCCUCCUCCUCCUCAUCUUCUUCUACUGUGAACAAUCCCACCUGCAUGCAGUGCAACUCCAACAUCACAACCUUGGUUACGGGGUGGCCUCUUGGUGAUGGUAAUGUAGCUCAGCUCUGCCACCGAUGCGGCAUAUUCUAUCAAGAAGGAACGUUUUGUGAGACAUUUCACAGGNACUCUACGGGAUGGUUAGAGUGUGCAGUUUGCCUGAAGAAGUUGCAUACUAAUUGCAUUGUGUCAAGGUCAGAAGUUCACUUCAUGUUGUUUGGAAGACUUUGUUGCAAGGUUUGUGCAACGAAACUGAUUCGAAGAUGAAUAUUGGCUUUCUGUAGCUAUGCUUUCUAUAAGCUCAAACCUAUGAUACAAUUGCCAUUUGUUUGAGAUGAUGUUGUGAAUGUUAUCAUUCCUCAGUACUUGCUUCAGUAACACACACAUGAUAUGAUAUCAUAUGAUAUGAUAUAUUCUUUCAUGA